AUGUCUUCCAAAAAACUUUUUCAUCAGUUGUCAUAUGAUUUGACAAAACUGUACUCGGAUUUGAAUUUUUGCGAUGUGACGGUUGAAAUAGGAAAAUCACCAAACUUGAAGAUUAUCAAAGCUCAUUCGGCAAUCUUGUAUUAUCGAUCACCUUACUUUCGUCGCGAGUUGUCAAAGCCAGACUUUAACAAUAUGCAUAAAAAGUUCAAAUUCAAUAUUGCUGUGGAGAUUAUCGAACCUUUGAUCAAGUAUAUAUACGAUGGCACAAUUUUAUUGGAUAACAAGAAUGCGUCCGAGAUCUUUCACUUGCUGUCGGCGGCCGAGAAAUUAUGUCUUCGUGAGCUCGUGAGUUAUCUGCAACAGCAUUUACUCGAUCAUCAUACCGAAUGGCUAAAACGCCACUUCAAAUCGGUUCGUCGUGCAAGUUUUCGUAAUGACGCAUUCCAAGAUCUACAACGUUAUUGUACAGACAUGAUGUUAAACAAUCCAGAUAUAGCGUUUCGCGCGAUUGAUUUUAGAAAAAUCACGGAACAAGCUUUAGUCUCAUUGCUUGAACGAAAUGAUUUUAGAAUGGAGGAAGUUCAAAUUUGGGAAAAUGUCAUCGAUUGGGGAAUUGCUCAGAAUCCAGCAUUGUCAUCUGAUCCAUCGAACUGGUCCGCGGAGAACUAUAACGAACUAAGAUCAAGUCUUCAACGAUUCUUGCCGUUGAUUAGAUUUCAAGAAAUGACGUGUCAACAGUUUUUCGAAAAGGUACAACCGCUGAGUAAAUUACUAGAUCCGAAAGUUUAUGAAGAUUUAGAAAAGUAUUUCACGCUGUCAACUGAAGACAUGCCAGUUUCCCCGUUGAUCUUGUCCACACGUCGUUCUUCUAUAAAUUCACUAAUACUCACCGAUAAGCACGUAGCAUUGAUCUCCAUCUGGAUUCGUCAAUCCGAAUCCAAUCUCUCCACAUCUCCAGCCGCGUCGAAAAGUCACGAGAACAGUGAGAAUCGAUGCGAACUAAAAUUGUUACUUCGGGGAACUCGUGAUGGAUUUUCACCUUCAGUUUUUCACCAGCUAUGUGAUAGCGCGGCACAUACCAUCGUAGUGUUCAAAGUUAAAGACACCGGAGAAUUGCUGGGUGGGUAUAAUCCUAUAAAAUGGAAGUCGGCGCGAGGGUGGGGACAAGCAUCCAAUAGCUUCAUAUUUUCGUUGGGUGAUGAUAACAUCAAGAAUUCAAUUAUAAGUCGAGUUAAAAGAAAGAAUAUGGCGUUAAACUAUGAAUAUUCACUUGGUCCCUCUUUUGGUAAUGAUGACAUCACCAUCAACGGACAAGAUUUCAGAGAAGAGACGAAAUGUUAUUCCGAAAAUCAUUGUUACGAAAGGCCGAUUAGAAAACACAGUGGAUAUUUUUCAUUGGAGGAGUAUGAGGUGUUUCAAGUGAAUAAGAUUUAA
Messenger RNA from Acaulospora colombiana, 1434 nucleotides. Lineage: Eukaryota; Fungi; Glomeromycota; Glomeromycetes; Diversisporales; Acaulosporaceae. The record is from the annotation of a GenBank genome assembly.